This is a messenger RNA of Neogale vison (American mink), 1330 nucleotides long. RefSeq names its product aldo-keto reductase family 1 member A1 (gene AKR1A1). Bases 258 to 1235 code for a protein of 325 amino acids. Gene Ontology annotation, biological process: aldehyde catabolic process. NCBI's taxonomy places the organism in Eukaryota, Metazoa, Chordata, Mammalia, Carnivora, Mustelidae. Gene Ontology annotation, cellular component: cytosol. The transcript is spliced from 9 exons. The record is from RefSeq and is a predicted model, not a curated record. Gene Ontology annotation, molecular function: aldose reductase (NADPH) activity.
CUCCCGCUUUUCACGGGGGUCAGGGGUGGGGUCCACCGCUGCGCGUGAUGCUGAAAGCCCGGCCCUCUCCCCUCCACCGGGUGGAGCUUCCUCUCUACCGCCAGGCUCAAGCCGGGUCCCUGCCUUCACCAUUAGGCCAAUUUUCCUUGCAGCACACCGGUUCCAGAAGCUGAGACCUCUUGGGUUGUUGGCAGGACGCAGAACGGAGCAGAGAUCACACCGUUUUGUUCACGCUCUGUGCUCCAGCCGAGGGGGCAAUGGCGACUUCGUGUGUCCUCCUGCAUACUGGGCAGAAGAUGCCCCUGAUUGGACUGGGCACCUGGAAGAGCGAUCCUGGCCAGGUGAAAGCAGCUAUUAAAUACGCCCUGAGUGUAGGCUACCGCCACAUUGACUGUGCUGCUAUCUACGGCAAUGAGACCGAGAUCGGGGAGGCCCUGAAGGAGAAUGUGGGACCUGGCAAGGCGGUGCCGAGAGAGGAGCUGUUUGUGACUUCGAAGCUGUGGAACACUAAACACCACCCUGAGGAUGUGGAGCCUGCCCUCCGGAAGACGCUGGCUGACCUCCAGCUAGAGUAUUUGGACCUGUACCUGAUGCACUGGCCUUACGCAUUUGAGCGGGGAGACAACCCUUUCCCUAAGAAUGCCGAUGGGACUAUCCGCUAUGAUUCUACCCACUACAAGGAGACCUGGAAGGCUCUGGAGGCACUGGUGGCUAAGGGGCUGGUACGGGCACUGGGCCUAUCCAACUUCAGCAGUCGACAGAUCGAUGAUGUGCUUAGUGUGGCCUCUGUGCGCCCAGCUGUCCUGCAGGUGGAAUGUCACCCAUACUUGGCUCAGAAGGAGCUGAUUGCCCACUGCCAAGCACGCGGCCUGGAGGUGACUGCUUAUAGCCCCCUGGGCUCCUCUGAUCGAGCUUGGCGUGAUCCUGAUGAACCGGUCCUACUUGAGGAGCCAGUCGUCCUGGCCCUGGCUGAAAAGUAUGGCCGGUCUCCAGCUCAGAUCCUGCUCAGGUGGCAGGUGCAGCGGAAAGUGAUCUGCAUUCCCAAGAGCAUCACCCCUUCACGUAUCCUCCAGAACAUUCAGGUGUUUGACUUUACGUUUAGCCCGGAGGAGAUGAAGCAGCUAGAUGCCCUGAAUAAAAAUUGGCGAUACAUUGUGCCCAUGCUCACAGUGGAUGGAAAGAAGGUCCCGAGAGAUGCAGGGCACCCUUUGUACCCCUUUAAUGAUCCAUACUGAGACCCCCACUUCCUGGUUUCCUUCCCAGCUCUCCAGCUACAAGGUCCUCCCACAUGCAGAAAGGAAUUAAUAAAGCUAUUGGAGCAUCCACACUA